Megalopta genalis is the source of this 1018-nucleotide messenger RNA. RefSeq names its product M-phase phosphoprotein 6 (gene Mpp6). The record is from RefSeq and is a predicted model, not a curated record. Lineage: Eukaryota; Metazoa; Arthropoda; Insecta; Hymenoptera; Halictidae. Gene Ontology annotation, biological process: maturation of 5.8S rRNA.
GUAUUUGAGGUUAUGUUGUAGGAUAGUAGUUUAGGUUAUGCUGAUCGCUGAUACAUGCUGCAACCAUAUCAAUUGCACAAUGAAUUCUAACAAAGCAAGAUUAUCGAAAAGUAUACUGGAAAUGAAAUUUAUGAAACGUACAAAAGAAAAGGUCGAAAAACAACAAUUCCAAGAAGAAGGAGAAGAAUAUUUUGGAAAUGCCCUGACGAAGCGUAUGAUGAAAGAUUCAGAAAGAUUCAUCAUAGAGCCUAGUUAUAUCAUUUGUGAGAAAUUAAUCGAUGGCAGAGUAAGUUACCAAGGAAUGAAUCCUGAGAUUGAAAAGUUAAUGGAAUAUGAGGUAGCCAAAGAACGUGCUGCAAUGGAAUUGAAAAAUGAAACUGAUAUCUCAGAUGAACAAAUGGUAAAACAUUGGAAAGGCUUUAAAAAACAAAGAUCUAAACAUAAAUACGAAAAUGAGUCGCAAAAAGACAGUAUUAAAUCCCUUCAACCAAAAACAAAAAAGCCAAAAUUUAUGAAACCACAAGACUAAUACGAAAUAGUAAUAGUUUGUACAUAUGUGAACAUUAGGUUUUAAGGUCUUUUAUAAAUCUGUUAUUUAAUGUAGAUAACAUUUAUGAAUCCUUUUUAUCAAUUGUCACGUUAUAUUUAUCACACAAAUUUUUAAAAGUUAGCACUGAUAAGUUCUGUACGUUAUACUCUUUUAAUCCUUCUGUCCAAAGUAAAUUGAAACUGUCAUCAGUAAAAUGAACACCUAUAUUUGUAAAUAUAGUUCUUAUCUCUUCUUUAUCAUGUGGCUAUAAAAAGUAAUUGGAAUAGUUAUUAUUUCCCACAUUGUUUAUAUGUGUUUAUACAUACUUUGGUAAGGUCGUUACGGUCCAGACCAUAUCUGGUAAAGACAGAUGGGAAGAUGAGAUCAUAAGCUGUAGUUCUGUCAUCUUUCAAAGUUUUGUGCAGAACUUCCUCUGAAAGGAAUAAUAUAGUAAUAAAAUAUAAUUUAAUAAAAUAGUCUUUACACUAA